Molecule: messenger RNA, 1140 nt
Organism: Penicillium oxalicum
Lineage: Eukaryota; Fungi; Ascomycota; Eurotiomycetes; Eurotiales; Aspergillaceae
Product: mannosyltransferase complex subunit MNN9
Exons: 2
Coding region: 1-1140 (379 amino acids)
Biological process (GO): protein N-linked glycosylation; cell wall mannoprotein biosynthetic process
Cellular component (GO): mannan polymerase complex
Molecular function (GO): alpha-1,6-mannosyltransferase activity
Source: RefSeq, a predicted model, not a curated record
AUGGCCGUCGCACGCUCGAUGCGCCGGACGAGUCCCAUCAGCCUUGUGCUGGCCGCAGUGCUUGCAUUUGGCUUCGUCCUGUUCGUGCUCUCGCCGUCCUCGUCCGUCUCCGCUGCCGCCUCCGCGACUUCUUCCCAGCAGCGCCAGGACGAUGCAGCUGAGCACCCUCUCUCACCACCGACGAAACCAUUCUUAAAGGAGCAGCCUCGCCGCGGCAAUGGCAUCCAGGCCGCGCCUCCAGUCGUGCACUACAACCUAAACAAUCUGACCAGUUCGAAUCAUGCGCUUGCCAAUCGAGAGCGGAUACUCAUCCUCACCCCAUUGGCGCGAUUUUAUCAGGCAUACUGGGACAACCUCGUCAAGCUCAGCUAUCCACAUGAAUUGAUCUCGCUGGGAUUCAUCGCCCCCAAGACCAAAGACGGCAAUGCGGCCGUCUCGGCGCUGGAAAAAGCGAUUCGAACCACGCAAACGGGCCUCAUCGACAAUCGGUUCGCUAGCAUUUCCAUCCUCCGCCAGGACUUUGAACCUCCACUGGAAUCCCAGGACGAAAAAGUCCGUCACAAACUGUCUUCGCAGAAAGCUCGGCGCGAGUCGAUGAGCCGCGCCCGAAAUAGUCUUCUCUUCACCACCAUCGGACCGAGUACAUCAUGGGUCCUCUGGCUGGACGGAGAUAUUGUUGAGACCCCACCGACUUUGAUCCAGGAUCUCACCUCACACAAUCAGCCCGUGAUCGUCCCCAAUUGUUUCCAGCGAUACUACAACACCAAAGCCAAGAAAUGGGAUGUUCGUCCAUACGACUACAAUUCAUGGAUCGACAGUGAGGCGGCGCAGAAUCUCGCCUCACAGAUGGAGCCAGACGAGAUUCUCCUCGAAGGCUAUGCGGAGCUGCCCACAUAUCGUACACUCAUGGCGUACUUGGCAAACCUGGACUCGUUGGAUCCUCGGCGCGCAAUCGAACUGGACGGCGUUGGUGGAACAGCGCUGAUGGUUAAGGCGGAUGUCCACCGCGAUGGAGCCAUGUUCCCGGCUUUCCCAUUUUAUCAUCUGGUUGAGACAGAAGGGUUCGCCAAAAUGGCGAAGCGUUUGGGAUAUACGGUCGCUGGGUUGCCGGAUUACUUGGUCUACCACUAUAAUGAGUAG